Molecule: messenger RNA, 1344 nt
Organism: Daucus carota subsp. sativus
Lineage: Eukaryota; Viridiplantae; Streptophyta; Magnoliopsida; Apiales; Apiaceae
Product: probable aspartic proteinase GIP2
Exons: 1
Coding region: 1-1239 (412 amino acids)
Biological process (GO): proteolysis
Molecular function (GO): aspartic-type endopeptidase activity
Source: RefSeq, a predicted model, not a curated record
AUGUCUAAUUUCAUCCAUUUCAUUCUCCUGUCCUCCCUGCUCCUCUCCCUGUCUUCUGCUCAACAAUCUCUCCACCCUCGUGCAUUGCUCUUACCCGUCUCGAAAGACCCGAAAACGCAACAAUUCUUAACGAAAAUCAGCCAGAGAACUCCAUUAGUCCCUACAACUCUUGUUGUUUCACUCGGAGGCCGCCAACUUUGGGCUGACUGCUACAACAAUUUCAGUUCUUCCUCCAUUCGCCGGCCUAAAUGUGGCGCUGCUCAGUGCUCGUUAGCCGACUCUGAUGGCUGCAGGAACAACAUCUGUGGUGCCGACCCUGAAAACCCUGUCACACGAACUAUCACGUACGAUGAUGUUGUCAGUGACAUUGUCACCAUAAUAUCGACCGACGGAUCGAGGCCUGGCCCUGUUUUUACGAUACGAGAUUUUGUUUCGCUUUGUGCACCUUCGUCGCUGUUGGAAGAGCUUGCCAGCAAUGCAGUAGGCUCUGCUGGUUUAGGAAGGACUCGCGUCUCGCUUUCUUCACAACUAGCUGCUAGAUCGAGUUUCAAGAGACAAUUCGCAAUGUGCCUCCCCUCUUCGACGACCGCUAACGGUGUCAUAAUAUUCGGAGACGUUUCGUAUAAAUUUCUCCCCAACAUCGAUGCUACCAAAUUUCUCAAAUUUACGCCAAUUCUGACCCAUCCGUCGCCUGACAAGUCAGCUGAAUAUUUCAUCGGGGUGAAAAAAAUUAAAAUUAACGGAAAGGCAGUUCCGAUAAAUUAUUCAUUGUUAACUAUCCAGAACGGUGGAACGCAGCUCACUACUGGAAAUCCCAACACUGUAAUGAGGACUUCAAUCUACAAUGCAGUGACCGCGGCCUUUAUAAACGAGGCCACAGCCAUGAACAUCACUAGAGUGGCCUCAGUCGCGCCUUUUGGUGCCUGUUUUGAUGAAAAAACGGUGGCAGGCAGCAGGUUAGGCGCGAAGGUUCCAGUUAUCGACCUUGUUCUGCAGAAUGAGAACGUCGUGUGGACUAUUACAGGGUCGAAUUCGAUGGUUCAGGCUGGAACCAAUGUGUUGUGCCUUGGAUUUGUGGAUGGAGGCAAGGACCCGAGGAUUCCGAUUAUAAUUGGAACGCAUCAGCUGGAGGAUAAUGUUCUGCAAUUUGAUCUAGCAACAUCAAGGCUAGGUUUCAGCAAUACUCUGUUGGCGCGACAGACGACAUGUUCAAAUUUUAACUUCACAUCGACUGCUUAAGUAGAAUUUUGUGUACUUAUGUUAUGAGAUAGUGUCAUAUAUGGCUCACUCAAAGAAAAUUUUUAAAUGAAAUUCAAGUUCUCAAAACACGCCAUACAUAGAUUC